Messenger RNA from Vitrella brassicaformis, 892 nucleotides. The record is from the annotation of a GenBank genome assembly. Lineage: Eukaryota; Vitrellaceae.
AAAAGACCCAAGCGCAAGGCCCUGUCGACCAGGGCAUCCCUGUGAGAGAUCCUUCUGCCCGCUUCGAUUUGAGCGAAGAAACAAGCAUCAACACGACACGACGAUGGAACCUGCACCCAUCCUCUGGCUGACGUUCUCGCUGGUGUUGACGCUGCUCUGGGAGGCUGGCUGCAUCCUUCUCAUCAUCCUUUGGUUCCUGGCCGCCGAACUCAUCACCCUGCUCGCCACCAUCUCCCUGGCGCUCUCCGUCCAUGUCGGCCAGGUCGGCGCGGCUGCGGUCCCUCUGGCCUGGUGGCUGGUAGCCGAGACCGCCAGUCAGCUCUGGGGCAUUGCUGCAAGUGCGGCAGGGGGGAUAUCGGCUUUGCCACCCGUGGCAAGGGAUGUGGCCACCGUCAGCAUCGCCAUGAGCGGCGCCCUGGCUGUCGGCUGGGUGGUGCAACACUUCAUGGAUUGCGAGCAGCAGCAGGCCCUGUCCGCCACACAAGCAGGCUUUGCAGACACGGGAGGAGAGGAGGAGUACUGUAAGCCAAGCCCACCGACACAGACACAGACACAGACACAGACGCAGACACGGAAAGGGGGGAAGCUCAUCGAUCUCCUCAACAUCAUGAUGUUGUGUGUUGUUGUGCAUUGACCACAUGAAUGUCGGUGUAGGCCGGAUAUGUGCCACGCCUCUCGAGGAGAGGCGCCGCCAGGGAGGAGGCUUGGUGCAGUACCCAUGCUGCGUGACGACAGUGUGCCGCCCCUGCUACAAGGCUGGCCACCUCCACCUCUUGUCCUCCGCAACGUCGACCUGGAGGAGGUGGACAAGAAGGCCCACAUCAUGGAGCGCAUGGCCACUUUUGGCCACCAAAUCCGCUGUGCUCGCCGCACAUGCACCUACUGACUGCGA